UAGACCGAUGGCCUAACCACGACGCCACCAAGGACGGUCUCUAAAAGUGUAGGUUGCUGGGUUAGCUUUUUUCUUCAAGUUUACAACUCCGGAACAUUUCGGACAAGAUUUUCAAGUCUGAAGUUGUUGAAAUGGUAAUUACGAGAACACUCGAACCAGCAUAAAGUUAAAGUUUGUUUUGUUUAACAACACCACUAGAGCACAUUGAUUUAUUAAUCAUCGUCUACUGGAUGUCAAACACAGGCUUGCGCAAAUUAAAAAUUUGCAUAACCUGAAAAGGGGUUAUGUCAAAAGAUUUUGCAUAACCUAUUUUGGUUUGCGUAACCUGUUUUUUUUCUUUAUAAUUAAAAAAAAAAAUAUAUAUAUAUACUUAAUUUUGAGAAACAAGAGAGUGGCAAUGGUAAGUGAAAAGUAUAUGUAUACAAAUGUUUAAGAGAUUUAAAAAUAAUAAUAAUGAUUAGAACUAUUGUAAUAAUUUACCAAAACAAUGAACAUGUAUAGUGAAUGUCAGGCUUGACCUAUUAUAUAAAACAUCAUCAUGUGUGCAUAACUACGUGCGAAUAAAUAAGAAGUCAUUUACAAGGCAAUUGCUUACCAUUAAUUUUAUAAUAUUUACUUUUAUGUUUGAAAUGUGGUAAUUUUGACAUACAGUCUUAGAAAGGAAACCCGCUACAUUUCCUAGAAGCUGUUCUCGUGAUUAUUACAGUUUAUUACAGAUAUAACACAUGGUAUCAGGCAGCUGAAAGUUACAGUUUGGCACCAUCAACAAGUUGGCAUUCCCAGCAUGAACACCAAACAAAACAAAAUGGAAGAAUUCAUGGCAUCCUUUGAGACCCCAACAGUAAUUGAAACAGAUUCUAAGGCAACCACAACAAAGAAACAGCUGAAGCAGACCACCACGACAACACCCUUGCCAUCUGGGAUAAAGACACGCUUAACAACGCUGAAUGAAAUGGCCAAAGAUAUUGGGCGGCAGGAGGAAGAAUCCCGCCAUAUAACGAAUCUGGUCACCCUGGCUGAUCUUCUCAAGGAUCUUACCCACUCUGUGGCCCAUACGUCUGCCUUGGACAGACAAACUUCCUCAGCUCAUCAAAACGAUUCUGACAGCUUCAGCCGUACUAACCAGCGUGAGUCCGUUUCUGGAAUAAACAUCACCCAAGGUGAAUCGGGUUGCAUUAUACCCAUCCACAAGGUUCCAGCAAAUAGACAUUUACAAACCUCAGACAUUCAGUCAGAUGAUAUACCCAUCCACCAUGUUCAGGGCAGGCGAAAUUUAAGAUCCUCAGAUAUUCAGUCCGAUGAUAUCGUACCCAUCCACCAUGUUCAGGGCAGACGAAAUUUAAGAUCCUCAGAUAUUCACUCAAACCGUCCUGGACCCAAUCAGUAUAUUGAGACACCUAUGUUUUACUAUCCUCGGCUAUUCCGUCUAGACCCUCCCUGGAUAUUCAUUCAGAUAAUAUACCAAUCGACCAUGCUCAGUCAAAACGUAUUGGACCCACCCAGAAUAUGUUGUCAAAUAUUAUGAAGUUAUUACACCCAGUUCAGUCAGAGUACAUUAGGCCCACAUGCAAUAUUCAAUCAAAUAGUACAACCAUGUCCAGUGUAUCGGCGUGUCCGGUGUAUCAGCGCGUCCGGUGAUUCGGCGCACUUGGUAUUUUGCUUAAGUAUGCUUAGGAAGUUGUCAUGUUGUCAGUGUUUUUAAUGAAUUAAAGUUUAAUUCCUUUUCCAAUGGUUAAUCAAGU
Messenger RNA from Gigantopelta aegis, 1742 nucleotides. RefSeq lists its product as uncharacterized. The coding region runs from base 785 to 1525 and encodes 246 amino acids. The transcript has 3 exons. The record is from RefSeq and is a predicted model, not a curated record. NCBI's taxonomy places the organism in Eukaryota, Metazoa, Mollusca, Gastropoda, Neomphalida, Peltospiridae.